Molecule: messenger RNA, 1737 nt
Organism: Symbiodinium sp. CCMP2456
Lineage: Eukaryota; Dinophyceae; Suessiales; Symbiodiniaceae
Source: the annotation of a GenBank genome assembly
AUGGCGGAGGACUUGAAGCUGUCGCGGGGGGACAAGCCAGAGCGGAAGUGGUUCGAGAACCCGUUCACCUGGUGGCAGGGCACGAGCCUUGCGUGGAACACGAAGAUCCCGAUCUGGACGGGUUCCGGUGAGGCUGAGGGUCUGUCCGAGCUCUUCGUGGACAACCUGGGUUCCUUGCUGGGAACGACCGGCGCAGCUGUGGGCCACAUCGGCUACGGCAUCGUGGGCACGCUGGCUGCUUUCACCGCCGUGGGCAUGUCGGACGGUUCGAGCUACGCCACUGCCAUCGCCCAGGAGUGGGAGAAGGUUUAUUUCUCGCGCAACAUUCCGGGAUGUGCCUUCGCCCUGCUGUUGGGGAACCUCUACUACGCCUGGCAGUGUGGGCGUCUGGGCAACAAGGAAAACCGCGAGGACGUCACCGCCCAGCCCUACGGCAUCAACACCACAGGAGUGUACAUCACCCUCUACGCCAUCAAUCUCGAGGCUCUGAUCUCUGCCGGCUUCAUCUAUCUCCCGGGUCCACUGGCUUCGGACGCUGACAUUCGCCAGGCAGCGAUCAAUGCGGCAGACCACGCAUGGAAAGUCUCCGUGGCAGCCAACUUUCUACUGGGCGUCUUCGAAAUGCUUGGAGCCUUCGUGGGCGAGAGCAUCCGUAAAGCUGCUCCUGUUGCCGCUUUCUACGCGCCCAUGGUGGGUGUUGGCUUCGUGUACCUUGCCUUCGUUCCGAUGCUGAACAUUGCCAUGGAGCCCAUGGUGUGCCUGAUUCCGCUCCUCAUCGUCUUCAACGGAUUCUUUGGAGGUGUUCGGUACCACGUCUUCCGGAAGCUCACCAUUCCCAUCGGCAUCUUGGCACUCUUGGCCGCAGCCAUCGCCGGAUGGUCGGGGGGCUGCGCACGCGAGGCUGGAACGCUCGGGGCGACAAAGUACGGCUACACUCUGCAGUACUUCGAUUCCACGAAAGUGACCUGCACCGGCACUUCCCAGGCAGAGGCCCAACGUGCCUGGGACACCUAUGCCUUCCAGGACAACGUGCUCUCCGGUGCCGUCUUCGUGGGCUUGGGCGGAUUCUCUGAGAUUGGCAGCUUCAUCACCACGCUCUUCCUGGUGGGCGUGGUGGGCUUUGUGGGCACCAUGAGCUGCGUUGAGAGUGCUUCCGCCGCCGGCGACGACUACCCCAUGGCGGAGACGAUGAUCGUCGACGGCGCAGGCACCUGCAUCGGUGCGCUCUUCGGGUCCUUCUAUUCCACCACCGUGUACAUCGGCCAUCCGAUCCACAAGAAUCUGGGCGCUUUUGAGGAGACGCCGGCACGGCACUACCCCGCACUGCUGAUGAGCUUGUUCCCUUACCUCUGCAACUGGGCCAAGCUUGGCAACGCGAACGAGGGAAUCCAGAUGAUGGGCCAAGCUGGUGGCCUCAUGUUCAGUGUCGUGAUCACCUGGCUCUUCUGCCUCUGCAUCGACCGUGAUUUCCUGAAGGCUACGAUUCUUUCCUUUGCCGCCAUUUGGUUAUCCCUCUUCGGUUUCUUUGCGAGCCACAAUGCGCCGAAUGACAGCGAAGACGAGAAGAUCGGCUUCUACGGAAAAGAGGACCACGAGUACAACAACGGCUGGCGCUGGGCAGUCUCCUGGUCAUUGGCCACGGUGUUCUUCGCGGCGCACGUGGGCUUGCAGCGGGCAGGCAUCAUCCAGGGCCCCUACAGCGAGAAGGACAGCGAGGUGCAAAAGAUCGAGGCGUAA